AUGACCAUAUGCAACAGCAGGUACAAAAACACGGGCUCGGAAGAAGACAAGUUGCUGUUCAAGACGUGCACAGAGUCCACGGAGUAUCUCCAUUUAUAUUUUCGGGAGUUGAAGGAACACCUGUGCAGGCACAGGAAGUAUGAGGAGCUGUUUAACUUUUGCUACGGCACGCUGAGGAAUAUAAAGAACCCCGCCAUCUCGCGGACCACGGCCCUGAAGGUAAUCGGAAUAGCAUUCACGCUGAACCCCAAGUGCGCGGACCUCCCAGUGAGCAAAGACAUCAUCACGUACGCCUACAAACUGCUCAAGCGAAAUGAAGAAGGGACAAACAAGAAGUAUUUCACAUAUUUUGGCCACAGCACAAACAAAGAAAAAGAAAGCCUCCUUAGUGAAUCAAUUAAUUUAUUCAAAACGACGGAAGCGAUUAAGGAGAGGCAACAGCUGAAAGAUCAAAAUUUUAUUAACACUAUUUUUAGCAAAAUAGAGAAGAAGCAAAUUUUUAUUGCCAAGGGGUGCUCCGUGUCGUACUCCCCGCUGCUUAGUGAUUUCACGAAUGCGAAGAGGGACCUCCUCGAGCUGCUCGAAACGGAGUUCGUAAGCCACGGCAAAGUUGACCGGGUCUACUCAGACUACGUCAGGUGCCUCAAUGAGGUGAAGGAAAGGACCAUCGAAUUUUUGGAAAAUGGCGAGUAUGAUCUUUACUGCAGGUUUAUUGAUGAAAUGCAAGAGGAAGACGAAAUAAACGUCCGCUACGAAUCCUACCUGCUGAGCUGCCCAGAGCUGUUCAACGAGAAGGACGACAAGGACUCCAACAGAGAGACCACCCCCACGCAGAGGGAGCAGUUGAAACCAAAAUUGGGUGGCACCCUUUUUAACAACCAAGUGGCUAGCGAGGAGGCAAGCAAAAGGACAGGCAGCAUGACCAGGGGGGUGGAUAAUCAUUCGGAGGUCAGCAACGAAAGGAGAAGUGUCACCCCCCCGGUAGGAUCAAACAGCAGAAAAAAAGUGAAUGAAAAAGGAGAAGCUAAAUCAUUAUCAAAAAAUAUUUCUAACAGCAUUACAAAAUUUGCUUCGUCCUUUGUGAGGAAUGCUCCAUCGGGGGAAGUUGCCAGUGGAGGAGUGGAGCCAAAUGUGAAUAACGAAGGAGUGACCGUUGCAGAGGGGGAGGUGGUGAACCAGAAGAAGCCUCCUUGUGAUGAUGGCAGUAGAGAGGGAGGCACGGCGGGGAAGUUAGCCCAGCUGCCGCCGAGCGGAAACACAGCGAGGAGUGCCUCUGUGCAGAGGGACAACAACGAGGGCGAUGGCGACGGCGAAAAUGGGAAAAAGAAAAAAGCACACACAAGUAAGAAGAAAAACAAGGAGCUACCCAAGCAGCUGAGUGAGGAGGCCACUGUACUGCCCGAUGGAGGCGCCUCGCCGGGGGGCGCGCAGGUGGACACCAAGAAGAAGGCCUCCUUCAACAAGACGGUCGCGUUUGACCUUGUGGGCACCGAGAAGGCCGCCCAAGACCCCAAGUGCCCCGGGAAGAACGAAGCUGCAGCGCGCGAGGGCCACUUUAACGAAAAGGAGAUGCAAAUAAUAAACGAGUUCAACGCGUACCUAAACGAAGGAGUGAGUCACCUGAGGAAGCAACCGGAUGGUUUCAAAAAGGAGUGCAAAGAAUUUAAGAACUCCAUUCACGAUGGAAAUAAUGCUCUCUGGGAUAGCCUCAUAAAGAAGAGCAAUUUUUACUCCAUUAAGGAGGAUUUUUUAAAUUACAAUAAAUUUUUGAAGGCCAAGGAAAAGGACGCCAAGGAGCAAACUCUGGGAGACCUCCUCGGCAUGAACAAGUACAUCGAGUUGAAGAAAAAAAAAAGCAAAAGUAAAAGCAAAGGCAAAAGUAAAAACAGAAAAAUGAAUCCCGACGAGCUAAACUGCAUCAUUAACAAAUUUACGAACAAUUUGUCUCAAAGUAGGCCCAUCAAAAUUGAGCAGAAGGUUCCCGCGGAAAAACUCACGGGAGGGAUGCCUUUUACACCAAUUGGAACUCCUCCAGCAAUUGCUCAAACCCGCAGUGAUAAGAGAGACUCCAUCAUUUCGCAGCAGAGAAACGACGCAACACACAUCUCCUCCUGCAAUAAGUACUUUACGAAGAAUGAUAACAUAUCCUACGUACAGGACGCAGUGUUAAAAAAUGGGUCCCUUUUGUUAAGGGACGACAACCUCGAGAUAUCCCUCAGCCAGCACUACUACGGCAACAACGGGUUGAUAAAAAUUUACGUGAAGAAUAAGAAGCUGGUGAACUACUACGACGUGGAUAUUCAAAUUUCGAACAAAAUUUUGUUCCCCCUGAAAUUCAAGUUCCUCAACUACGAGAGGAUGCUCUGCGCGAAUGGGACCAACUGCUACGAAAUGGUCGUCAAGUGCGCACACAUGUACAAGGGCUUUCCCCUAAUUAAAAUUUCCUACCGCAUGCAAGACAUGUUCAGAAAAAGCAUCGAGUUGAGGCUGCCCAUCCCGAUCAACAAAUUUAUGAAGAACAUAAAAAUCACGAAAGACGUUUUCGUGAAAUUCUGGAACAACGAAAAUUUUAAUAUAUAUAAAAAGGAGAAGGUGAUCCACAAGGCCGACUCGGUGGACACAGAGCAGAUCGUCGCCAUCUCCUGUUUGGGAAAUGCCCUCAGCGUGUGCUACAUCGAAGAUGCAAUUUAUUUGAGCGGGUGCUAUGCGGACAAUGCAAGCGCGCUGGAUAAUUACUUCGUCCUCGUGGGUAUUGAAGUCCUGAAGAACAAACUGAAGAUCAUAUGUAAGUCGAAUAACCCCACGCUAUCAUCGGCCAUCCUUUUUUUAAUCAUACUCAUUCUUAAGAAGCACGACCGGGUGUAA
Molecule: messenger RNA, 2865 nt
Organism: Plasmodium vivax (malaria parasite P. vivax)
Lineage: Eukaryota; Apicomplexa; Aconoidasida; Haemosporida; Plasmodiidae
Exons: 10
Coding region: 1-2865 (954 amino acids)
Source: RefSeq, a predicted model, not a curated record